UCAAACCGGCCGCAUCGGUGUAAAGGAGCUGUGCAACCGGUGUGCUAAUUUGGGAUCGAUUACGUGCCGUACAAAGGUGGAAAAAGAUAAAUACGGACUGAUUUCGGCAAACAAUCAGCAAAGCGAUUCUGUUUGGUGGCAGUGCAAAACGGUGAAAAUAUACAAUUCUCGGUAAACGCAGCGUGUGAAACAGAAGAGGCAUCAGGAGCGGCUUGUGUCAAACGACGUGCAUGCCAGAGGGAGAAAGAAGCGUGUUCGUGGAAAGAGCAAAACAUUGCGUACCGUGCAUCGAGUCGACAUAGUUGAAGUGAGAGUCUCGAGUUUUGUCGGUCGAUACUUCUUUCUACAACGCCGCGGCCAUUUUGUUAGAAGUGUGCUUCAUUGGAGUCGAUCGAAAGUUUGAAUCAUCCGAAAUUCGCAUGAUUUUAAGUGCAAAGACGGCCGAAUCAGUUGCAAAUUUGUGCUAAACGCGUGGCUGGGGUUCACUCUACCGAUUUAGCAUACCGAACAGCAUGGAGGACAAGGCUACGCUAAAGGAUUUGGACCAAUGGAUUGAACAACUGAACGAGUGCAAACAAUUAACCGAAUCGCAAGUGAAAACUCUGUGUGAUAAGGCGAAGGAAAUUCUUUCGAAGGAAUCCAACGUUCAGGAAGUGAAAUGCCCCGUCACAGUGUGCGGCGACGUGCACGGGCAGUUCCACGAUCUGAUGGAGCUGUUUCGGAUAGGCGGACGAUCGCCGGAUACUAAUUAUCUGUUCAUGGGUGAUUACGUCGAUCGUGGGUAUUACUCGGUGGAGACCGUAACGCUCUUGGUAGCAUUGAAGGUCCGAUACCGUGAAAGAAUCACGAUUCUGCGUGGCAACCACGAGUCCCGGCAAAUUACUCAAGUGUACGGUUUCUACGAUGAGUGUCUGCGAAAGUACGGCAAUCCGAACGUUUGGAAAUUCUUUACGGAUCUAUUCGACUACUUGCCACUGACGGCGCUGGUCGACGGACAGAUCUUCUGCCUGCACGGAGGGCUUAGCCCGUCGAUUGACACGCUCGACCACAUCCGAGCACUCGAUAGACUUCAGGAGGUGCCACACGAAGGUCCCAUGUGCGACCUGCUCUGGUCCGAUCCGGAUGACCGGGGCGGCUGGGGCAUAUCGCCGCGAGGAGCAGGAUACACAUUUGGGCAGGAUAUUUCUGAGCUGUUCAACCACACAAACGGUCUGACAUUAGUAUCUAGAGCGCAUCAAUUGGUCAUGGAAGGGUAUAACUGGUGCCACGAUCGCAACGUGGUCACAAUAUUCUCUGCGCCUAAUUACUGCUACCGUUGUGGCAACCAGGCUGCAUUGAUGGAAUUAGACGAUGCCCUAAAGUUUUCAUUCCUACAAUUUGAUCCCGCUCCGCGCCGUGGUGAACCGCAUGUGACCAGAAGAACGCCAGAUUAUUUCCUUUAAACACAAACUUCAUAUGCUAUGAUGCUGAUAAAUUAGCCUGAGAAUAAUGUGGUGGUCGGUCAGAUACAGACAGA
Anopheles coustani is the source of this 1516-nucleotide messenger RNA. It is a transcript of the gene mts, whose product is annotated as serine/threonine-protein phosphatase PP2A. The transcript has 5 exons. The record is from RefSeq and is a predicted model, not a curated record. NCBI's taxonomy places the organism in Eukaryota, Metazoa, Arthropoda, Insecta, Diptera, Culicidae. Gene Ontology annotation, cellular component: cytosol. Gene Ontology annotation, biological process: peptidyl-serine dephosphorylation; mitotic cell cycle. Gene Ontology annotation, molecular function: protein serine/threonine phosphatase activity. Bases 513 to 1442 code for a protein of 309 amino acids.